AUGGACGGCAGGCCCGUGCUCCGACAGGUCUCAACUUCGAGCCAUACCCCAAUGAGCUCCGACGGAUCGGAGCCCACGGCGGUGCUCGGCGCCCCGAUGUCGCGUAACGAGCUCGAACGCAGUCGCACGCAAUUGAACCAGAGCGGCAUGAUGUCGCCCGGUACGGCAUUUGAAAACCUGGACACCAUCAAGGGACCGGCACCGCACACGUUCAGCAACAACAACGUGCCGGUGAAGCCCAAGGUCGCGCUCUUCGACGGCGACUCGCAGUUGUCGACCGAGGGAUUCCGCCAACGCGCGGCACUGCAGACGUGCUCCAUCAGUUGGCAACACAUUUCGUACUUCAUUCAGCCCAAGGAGAAGGCGCUCGGACGUCUCCGUAACAACAGCAAACGCGGAUCGGGUCCGUCCGGACUGGAGGCGCAGUUCGAGCGCCAGCAACCCCGCAAAAUCCUCAACAACGUGUGGGGACGGUCAGGACCAGGCGAGUUGACGGCCAUUUUGGGUCCGUCCGGUGCCGGUAAGACCACACUUCUUGAUAUGCUCGCGGACCGAGUGCCGUCGGGAGGCUCGGGCGUGCAUUUGGAAGGACUUGUGGAGGUGAACGGCCAGCCACGCGACCUCCGCACCUUUCACUCUAUCAUGAACUACGUGUCGGAAGACAUGGCGUUCCUAGGCGCAUUCACCGUGCUCGAAACGCUGCAGAUUGGCGCUGGUUUGAGUCUGCCUGGCCACAUGCCCCCGGUCCAGCGUGAAGCCCGUGUUCAAGACGUGAUCGACGCCAUGGGUCUACGAUCGUGCUCUAAUGCCCGUGUUGGCGAUAUCUUCCACAAGGGAAUCUCCUCCGGUCAGCGCAAGCGUCUUGGCAUCGCUCUGGAGCUCCUUUCCGACCCCGCUCUUCUACUCCUAGACGAGCCGACGUCCGGCCUGGAUUCGUCCUCAGCUCGCGGUGUGAUGCAAUACAUCGAGCGGUUGUGCCAGGAGGGCGGCAAGAACGUUGUGUGCACCAUCCACCAGCCUUCUUCGUCCAUUUACGGCAUGCUUACGAACCUCAUCAUCCUCAGUGGCGGUGAACUCGUCUACGGCGGUCCUACAAACGCUGCUAUCGCCCACUUCUUCUCGAUGGGAUACGUAUGCCCAAUGUACACGAACCCAGCUGAGUACUUCGUCCACCUGGUUAACACCAAUUUCCACGAAGGCCUGAAACUCGAGCCAUUCAUUCGUGCACUCAAGGAAAGUGCCGAGCCGCAGCGUCUCCGUGCCGAUGUAGUCAGAGAUCGUUCGCGUCGCGAUCACCUGGCCAAUCCAGAACUUCUUAAGGCGAUGCGACCGUGGCCGAUGGACCAGUUCUUCGUGUUGGUGAAGCGUAACUUGACCAACAACUGGCGACAUCCCGGUGUCUUCUGGCUGCGUGUACUCAUGUACGUGUUGCUGUCGCUCAUGGUGGGUACCAUGUAUCUGAGCUCCAACAACGGCAUCAAGGACAUCUCAAUGGUGUCGCUGCUCUUCUACGUGCAAGCUUUCCUCGUCUUCAUGUCCGUCGCUGCUCUACCAGCUUUACUGGAGCACCGUGCCAUCAUGGAGCGAGAGAUGCGGGCGUACGCGCUGUCAUUGACUGGUUACACGAUGUCUAACCUGCUGGCUGCGUUACCGGGUAUCCUGCUUAUCUCUGUGCUAGCCUCGGCGAUUGUGGUCUUCCUGGCCCACGUACGCUCGUUCCCGACCUUCCUACUCAACCUGACGUUGUCGCUGAUCGCCGCCGAGUCGCUGAUGCACUUACUCGGAGCUGCCGUACCGCACUACAUCAUGGGUAUCGCCUUGGGUGCCGGUCUCUUCGGUAUGUUCAUGCUUUGCGAAGGGUUUAUGGUGCCGUUCGAAGACAUGCCAGUUUACUGGCGAUGGGGCUACUACAUCGCGUUCCACACGUACUCGUUCGAGUCUUUCAUGUACGAGCACUUUUCCCAGGUCAACACGAAAGAGGCGUGGAAUAUACUCAAAGGCUACGGCAUGGAGAAGGUCAACGUCUGGCAGAACAUGAUCAUCCUGGCAGGCUACUCGGUCGUACUGCAGAUCCUCGUCAUCGGUGUGCUCUUUCUCCGUUUUAACCGGCACCGUCGCCGCUAA
This is a messenger RNA of Phytophthora nicotianae INRA-310, 2124 nucleotides long. RefSeq lists its product as hypothetical. The record is from RefSeq and is a predicted model, not a curated record. The transcript has a single exon. Gene Ontology annotation, cellular component: membrane. The coding region runs from base 1 to 2124 and encodes 707 amino acids. NCBI's taxonomy places the organism in Eukaryota, Oomycota, Peronosporomycetes, Peronosporales, Peronosporaceae. Gene Ontology annotation, molecular function: ATP hydrolysis activity; ATP binding; ABC-type transporter activity.